This is a messenger RNA of Coccinella septempunctata (seven-spotted ladybird), 2051 nucleotides long. RefSeq names its product facilitated trehalose transporter Tret1-2 homolog. Gene Ontology annotation, biological process: transmembrane transport. Gene Ontology annotation, molecular function: transmembrane transporter activity. The transcript has 12 exons. Lineage: Eukaryota; Metazoa; Arthropoda; Insecta; Coleoptera; Coccinellidae. The record is from RefSeq and is a predicted model, not a curated record. Gene Ontology annotation, cellular component: membrane. Bases 173 to 1801 code for a protein of 542 amino acids.
UUGAUAAUUACAUUUGUACGAAACCAAGGUUGAUGUGCACAUUCCAGCUUGUUCUAGUAGAGUGUGCAUGGUGCUCAAUUCGAAUAUUUAUGAACACUACCCAAUACUUCCUGUAUACCAUACAUAAUUGACGAGAGGCUCUAGGGGAGAAAACCGAGCAGUUUGAAGCAGCAUGGAGGAUAUAAGCGCCAGCAGUGUUAGCCUGAAUUUAGUUGCUGCUUCCCUGAAGCAAUCGAAACACUCGAAAAAUGUUGUACGAGAAACCGUACUCAGACAAAUUUUUGCCGCUUCUUUAGCCUCUUCUUACCAUAUAGUAUUUGGUAUAUCGCUGGCGUACUCCGCCAUUUUGAACCCAGAAUUGUCCAAAAACACCACAGAGAUACAAACUACAGAGCCUGAGAGGUCAUGGGUAGCCAGUGUCCUCACAUUAGCAGUACCAGUGGGGGCACCUCUGGGUGGGAUCCUCAUGGAUAACUUUGGAAGACUGAAUACAGUUAGGAUAGCAAGUAUACCAGCUGUGAUAGGAUGGAUUAUGAUAGCAACGUCCAGUAGCUUAUGGAUGUUGAUAGCAGGAAGGAUAUGUACCGGGUUGGCAUCAGCUUUGGGUACAGGUCCUGCCAUUGUAUAUAUGACAGAAAUAGCUAGAUCCGAUAUAAGAGGAUCUUUGAUCUCAUUUGCCCCUGCAUAUACGUCCCUAGGUAUGGUAUUAGCUUAUAUUAAAGGUUGGGCCUUCGGAUGGCGGAUGACAGCCUGGAUGUGCGUCGCCUACUCGAUAGCACCGUUCAUUCUCAUCACGUUCAUACCGGAAAGCGCAGUAUGGCUGAUUUCAAAAGGUAAAAAUGAAAAGGCCAAGAAAUCGUUGCAAUGGUUCACCAUAAGCCGUCCGGACCCCACUGAAGAAGGGGGUAAAACACUGGCCGAAAUUCAGUUCGAGCAACUGAAGGAGGCCAACAACAGAAAAAUAGCAGCUGAUCAGAACAAGAAAGGAGUAACCGGAGUCCUCAAAGCCUUCCUGAAACCCACAGGAUACAAGCCACUUCUAAUCCUGAUGGGAAUGUUCAUUUUCCAACAAUUCUCAGGAAUAUACAUCACUCUCUUUUACUCGGUCGAAUUCUUCCAGGAAGUUGGAACCGAUAUCAACCCUUACCUUUCUUCUAUUUUCAUUGGUAUCGUCAGAGCAGUGAUGUCAGUAGUCAAUACUUACAUGUUGAAGACAUUCCACAGAAGACCUCUGAUCGUUUGGAGUUCUUUAGGAAUGGGUGUGUGUAUGUUGGUGUCAGGUUUAUUCACCCAUUGGAUCAAAACAGGAGUCACUUCCAUGAACUGGAUACCUGUAAUAGCAGUGAUGCUUUACGUGGUAGCUUCCAUGAUUGGUCUGUUGAGUAUACCUUGGACCAUGACAGCGGAACUGUUUCCCAUUGAAAUAAGAGGUGUUGCCCACAGUUGGGUUUACUCGGCAGCAUACCUGUUCAUGUUCUUUUCCGUUCAGAACUACCACAAAUUAGAAGAAGCCUGUCAUGGCGUUGCCGGAGUGCAAUGGUUUUUCGCUGCUGUCUCUAUAGGCGGUCUGAUCUAUUCCCUCCUGUUUCUGCCUGAAACCCACGGCUACGAACUCAGCGAAAUCGAGGACUACUUCAAGGAGAACACCGUAUACUUAUGUUCCAAGAAGAAAUCAACAGAUUCCAGAAAGAACGGCUACCCCCAUCGAAGGCCAUCGGGCGAGAUAGUCAGAAGGAAUACACUCAAGACUGUUACAGAAGACUGCGCUGACCAGAACGAGAAACUUCUAGUUAGGAGCUAACACCUUGCCACCUCCCAUGACAACGAUUUGUUAGAGUGCUACCGAGUAUCUGAUGAUAGGGUUUAUUUUAUCGAUGAACUAAUGAAUUUGUUUGUUAUGCCGUUACCCAGUGAUCGACUGGAAUUGAUUACAUGCAGAAAUAUUCGUGAGAUAACCUUAGAAGUACUUAAAUUUAUAUUGUAGCCAUCUGUGUCUGUAUUUCUUAGGGAAACCUAGAAAGUGAUGAUAAUAAUAAAGUCGAUUUUUUCAA